CGCCAUUUCACGAAACCGACCCAGAACUGUUCUUGCCUACUCCGUCAGAUUCUAAACUUCUGCAAGCUCUUCCCUGAGCCUCUUCUACUCAACUUGGUCAUCUGCGUGCUGUGAGCGGCUCCUACUUCUAUGGAAGACAACGCCGACCUCCAUGAUUGGGAGAUUGUCCACGACUCCGACCUCACCGAUUACCACAUGGGCGUCGUGGUCCUCAACGAGGACACGGCGAAAGGCGCCAUCAAGGAUGAUUACUUCCCCUUCGACUCCUGCAGUAGCCAGAACAUUCAAUCAGAGGAGGAUAGCAGUGAGGGAGGAAUAGAUUCUGAUAACCCAAGUGGCGUCGACGAUUCCGACUCUAAUACGUUUCUGGAAAGCUCCAGAGAGCAUUUGGGUUUCGUUGGAAUGAGGUUCCCGAUGAGAAAUCCUGAAAGUUUUUUGUCGGAUGAAUCAUCGGAGGGGCAAAGAUCGUUGACUAAUAGUGUACAUGCUGAGCUUGAAAGUUUGGAGGAUUCUGUUAUGGAAAUGGGAUCUGAAGUGAGUGUUCCUGGGUAUGGAAACUCGGGAGGGGAAAAUGAAGGGAGCGAUAGUUCUGACUCGCGGGAGAUAACAGAAAAUGGGGGUGAUACGAGCAUUAAUGAGGGUGAGAAGAAGGAGAAGAUAUGGUGGAAGGUGCCUCUGGGGUUGCUAAAGUAUUGCCUUGUUGGUAUGAGACCUGUUUGGUCUGUUUCGAUGGCUGCUGCUGUGCUUGGGAUUGUUCUGCUGUGGAAAAAGUUAUAUAGGAUGAAUCACAAGCGCCGAAGCAUUCCACUGAAGUUUGCUAUUGAUGUCAAGAAGGCUUCCCAGUUUACCGAUCGUUCUGCUCGUCUCAAUGAAGCUUUCUGGGUUGUACGCCGCAUGCCCAUUAUUAGGCCUUCUCUUCAAGCCAGUGGUGCCACCCAGUGGGCCCAAUGGGUUGCGCUGCCCCUUAGAUAAGUUCCUGAGCUGUUUUGAUAGGGAAAUGUGCUUUCUCUUCCAUACUUCUUUUUCUCAACGAAGCUUUUCCUAUCUAUGUUUAUUGAUAGAGAUACUCUGUUGUGUGAGCUUGAAUUCUCUGAUGCUUGCCCAUAUUAUGACCUUGUAGCUAUUUUGAA
Phalaenopsis equestris is the source of this 1130-nucleotide messenger RNA. RefSeq lists its product as uncharacterized. The transcript has 2 exons. Lineage: Eukaryota; Viridiplantae; Streptophyta; Magnoliopsida; Asparagales; Orchidaceae. The record is from RefSeq and is a predicted model, not a curated record. Bases 130 to 972 code for a protein of 280 amino acids.